AUGGCAGAAACAGAGAAUCUCAAAGAAGAGAAGCAAUACGAUGAGGAAAGCCACUGUAAACCUUUUCCUUUCACCAAACAACUUUUCCUCAAUUCCCUAUGGUUUCUCAAUUCUCACCUUCCAAACGCUCUCUUGUCCUUUCCUUCCAUGUACCCUUCCGCAGCAUCCAGCUCCGUCACGGAGACCAUCAACGGCUCUCACAGGUUCACAAUCCGCGGCUAUUCCCUGGCGAAGGGCAUCGGAGUCGGAAAAUACAUCGCCAGCAACAUCUUCACUGUGGCCGGCCACAAGUGGGCCAUAUACUUCUUUCCCAACGGCAAGAAUCGCGAGGAUAACCCCCUUUAUGUCUCCGUUUUUAUCGCGCUGGCCAGCGAGGGCGCCGAUGUACGGGCCUUGUUCGAGCUCACACUGGUGGACCAGAGUGGCAAGGGCAAACACAAGGUCCAUAGCCACUUCGAUCGAUCGCUCGAGAGCGGGCCCCCCACCUUGAAGUAUCGAGGCAGCAUGUGGGGUUUCAAGCGAUUUUUCAGACGAGAAUUGCUUGAAACAUCAGAUUUCCUCAAGGAUGAUUGCCUGGAAAUUGACUGCACUGUUGGUGUUGUAGUGUCAGGAAUAGAUCGGAAAAGAUUGCAAUCUGUGCAGGUCCCUGAGUCUGAUAUUGGAACUCAAUUUGGUAUGUUACUGGAGGAUGAGGUUUAUUCUGAUGUCACCUUUAUUGUGUCUGGUGAAAAGUUUCAUGCGCACAAAUUGGUCUUGGCUGCUCGUUCUCCUGUAUUUGAAACUGAACUUCUCAACACAAUGGAGGAAAAUAAUCAUGAGAUUGUUGUCGCCGAUAUAGAACCUAAGGUUUUUAAGGCUUUACUACACUUUAUAUACAGAGAUACUCUGGUUGAAGAUAAGGAGCUGUUGGAAUCAAGUUCAUCUUUCAUGUCAUCUGUAUCUGACACAUUAGCUGCUAAGCUGUUAGCACCGGCAGAAAAAUAUGGUUUGCCUAGACUCAAAAUUAUCUGUGAGUCUGCGCUCUGCAAGGAUAUAGCUGUUGAAUCUGUUUCCCAUAUUCUGGCACUGGCUGAUCGUUACCAUGCAACAGACCUGAAAUCUGUUUGCCUAAAAUUCGCUGCUGAAAACAUUGUAGCUGUUAUGCACUCUGAUGGGUACAGGUAUCUCAAAGAGAACUGCCCAUCGCUGCAAUCUGAGCUCCUAAAGAUGAUGGCAGACGGUGGGGAGCGAUUUAGUGAAGGGGGAAAAGGCCAAAGCACUUGGGCACAUUUAUCUGAUGGUGGCGAUACAAAUGAUGCCAAUGUAAGGCAACAAAGCUGGGGCAGUGAAGGGGAGAGAAUUGAAAGAUAGGGUGUCCCGUUCGACACCAUUUAUGCAGGCAGGAGUCGGGCAACAAGGAUAAUACCAUAAAUGGUACUAAUCUUGUUUUGUCUAAUGAUGUCAAUGUUAUGAGUUGAAACAGAGAUUGUGAAACAUGCAAAUAGAGAGAAGAGAAGGGAAAGGAUGAAAGGUAGGAUGAAACACUGUCUUGUUUUAUAAUGAAUAUGAUACAGAUUGGUAGAAAUGAGGUAUUUAUAUUUCUUGAAGUGGGAAAUACCGAAUCAGCAGGAAAUUGUGGUAUUCAGCGAUCAUCAGAGUUCAAGUUUACACAAAUGCAGGCAGAAUUUCGCCUGUGGAUGUUUGAACAAGUGAUGUGGUUCUUGUUGGAAAGAAGCUUAUAAGAUCGUUUAGAACCUGCUUGUUGGCAGAUCUUCAGUUGUACUUGUUUACCCGGCUAGGAGAGAGUGCAUAUUUGUUUCCCUUCCCCGCUUUUAAUUGGUAUAGCUAGAUUGUUUAGAUGCUUUUUUUCUGGGGACCAAACUAUAUAUAUACAGUGGUUACAUACUCUCAUUUGUGCUUUGCUUGAUGGCAAAGUUUGUUCAUUUGUACUUUAGUACACAGUAUUGGUGGCUACUGAAAUUGUUCUGGUUUUCCAAGGCAGGAUUCCAUCUGAUGCUGCUGGAAAAAUAUUUGUAUGAUUAAAAGGUGUUAGUUGCU
Molecule: messenger RNA, 2037 nt
Organism: Tripterygium wilfordii
Lineage: Eukaryota; Viridiplantae; Streptophyta; Magnoliopsida; Celastrales; Celastraceae
Product: BTB/POZ and MATH domain-containing protein 4-like
Exons: 6
Coding region: 1-1350 (449 amino acids)
Biological process (GO): protein ubiquitination
Molecular function (GO): protein binding
Source: RefSeq, a predicted model, not a curated record